GAUACUACUUUAGACUUAGCUGCCAACAGCUGCACCGAUGUUGUCGAAUCGUUUUCUGCCCUGACGUAACAGCAAGCACCAUAUGCCACCUGAGAAGCAUCCGCGAAAAUGUGUAGCUGCACGUUUGUUGCUUGCCGAAUUGAAGUGUAACGCGGAAUGUGCUUGGAAUGAAGUGUGAAUGCAGCUUGGAAUGAAAUGCCGUCCAUUCCCUUUGGAGAUGUGAUAGUAGCUCACGAUCCCAAUACCAUGGCUUCCCGUUUUCCUGCAACUUCCACAGCUGUUGCAUAAAGAGCUUAGCGAUGAUAAUGGUUGGACUAAGCAAGCCCAGCGGGUCAAAGAUUUUGGCGAUGUAGGACAAAGCUAGCCUCUUUGUCAACAUCGUCGCAGCAGUUGGUAGAUCAAUCCGAUAUCGCAGCAUAUCAACUGCUGGCUCCCAAACCAGACCAAGCGUCGAUACAAAUUGGGGAUCUUGCCAUUCAUGAGUAGGAAGGAUGGCAAGGCCUUCUGAAGGAAUGCCGAUUAGUGCUUCGGGUACGUUCGAUACCCACUUCUUCAACACGAAUCCAGCCUGCUUGAGCAUCUCUGAAAUCUGCCUUUGCAUUUCAAUUGCAUCUGCCAACUCGUCUGUUCCCGUUAGCAGGUCAUCCACAUAAAAAUCGUGCAAUACAGGAUCCACUGCUCGGGGGUAUUGCAUCUUGUGAUCGAGAGCGAUCUGCUUUAGCGUUCUUGUUGCUAGGAAAGGUGCGCAAGACGUGCCAUAUGUUAUCGUUUGUAGUUGGAACGUCUGAAUCGGCUCUGCGGUGUUUCCUCUAUACCGAAUGCGCAGGUAAUCAGUGUCGCGAGAAUCGUGGAGAAUUUGGCGAUACAUUUUCUCAACGUCUGCUGAGAGUGCGACUGCGUGAGACCGGAAACGAACGAUGAUGGUGAACAGAUCGUCUUGGAUCACCGGCCCAACCAGGAGUUUGUCGUUCAAGGAGUAGCCAGAAGCUGUCUUGCACGACGCGUCAAAGACUACCCUGACCUUGGUGGUUGUGCUCGAUUCCUUAAGCACCGCGUGAUGAGGGAGAUAGUAGUGUUCACACGAAUCGUCCACCGGCUCGGGUUAGACUUAAGCCGCCGUUCCACCGCUAGGAGACGACGAUCAGCGAUUGCUUUCGAUUCUCCUAAAACGAUAUUCGUAUUAGGAAUUUGUGGUAAACAGAUAGAGCGGGCUCGUCGAAGAUGGUCUCGCUCUCCCAGAACCGCGUCAAUAUGGCUUCCAACGGACUGUCGCUCGUUGCCAUAUUACAUACCAGAUGUUGUUGAGACGAAUGGGCGCUACCGCCCAUCCAAACUGCGUUUCUACCAGCCAUGGCAGACCCGAACCGAGAGAUUGCUUGCGUCCGGUAUGCAGCUCCCAGAACGUAUCGCCACCGAUGACCACAUCGACCUUGCCUGGGAUGUGAUACGUGGGGUCUGCUAGCGUUACAUCCGGGAUGUUCCACGAAGACACGUUGAUUGGUGAGGUGGGAAUGUCCGCCGAGGGUGUAUCCAGGAUCAGAAACUCCAAUGGGGUGGUGAAUUGAAGGAUCCUUGAGCGAACGAUCGCCGUGGUCGAACCCUUUAUCUGCUGCCUUGAAGUUCCGAUGCCAGACACUGAUACAUUAACUCUCGCUCGAGGUGUCAUGAGCUUCCGAGCUAACGUAUCCGAAAUGAAGUUGGACAUAGAGCCCGAAUCCAAAAGCGCCCGUGCCUCAUGUUUCUCUCCAUAAUCGUCUACGAUGAACACAAUAGCCGUCUCGAGAAACACCAUAUCA
Anopheles arabiensis is the source of this 1796-nucleotide messenger RNA. RefSeq lists its product as uncharacterized. The coding region runs from base 1058 to 1462 and encodes 134 amino acids. The transcript has 3 exons. Lineage: Eukaryota; Metazoa; Arthropoda; Insecta; Diptera; Culicidae. The record is from RefSeq and is a predicted model, not a curated record.